UUCUCUCUCACAAUACCAAGUUGUCUGAAUCGAUUGUUAUGGACCCACAUAGACACUUGAGCUUUACAGUGUCCUAAGCCAUUGAUCUGUGUCUUAUCUAUCUAGUUUUGUGUACAGUGUUGUUUUCUUUUGUGUUGUCUCAAACUCAAUUAUUCAAAGUCAAUACAACGGUUCAGGAUCAAGUAAACGUGCACCCCAAUUUAAGUCUCUGAUUUGUCUCUCCACAGAUCACAACAACGCUCUCACGCACUAGUUUGACCACUUCGCUGUUUGCACUUUUGGUUCCUCACCGAUCCACACAGGUUGGAGACACGGAGUGGCAGCAGAAAAAAAAUAAAAAUAAAAAAGCUACCUUUUUUAUUUAUUUUGUGUUGGGGGAUGGGAAAAAGUGACCCUUAUAUUUAUAUAACGGUAAUUUGGAAAUGAGUGGUAGUUAGGAGGCUCAGAAAGACUAUCCAGCAGAAUUUUUCAUGUGGGGUUUUGGUUAAGUCAAGUUUCUUCAAGAUCAUAGUCAGAGUGAGGGGAUAGGAAGACCCAGAAGCGUUUUGAGAAAGGACUGGCUGCUAGUUGCUGAACAACAAGAUACAGACUAGAAAUGGAUGAACUUGCUAAUAAAAUUCCAGGUGACUUUUAUGCUGUAGAUGAAGCUUUUGAACAACCCUACUCACUCCAGGGGUUCUCAACUAAAGAAAAUGAUGUGCAAGAAAUAUCCCUGCAAGCUUUAACAGAUAUAGACCAUCGCUUAGCCUAUUUUUCUGAGAAACUGGUGAACUUGCAUGUGCUUUAUGUUUAUCUAUUGGGCGAGGAAAGUGAUCUUGAAGCAAUGGAUUCAACGAAUAACUGCAUCCUGGAAAACUUAUUUGAGAAGGCAGUGACAUUUGAUCUACUGUCUGGCAUUUUAGAUUCUGAGGUAAGAGAGCUGGACAGUUUCAUGGACACUCUCCAAGAAGAAAUUGUUGAUGCUCGUCAUAAAAUAUUUUCAUGCAAACAUUUAACUGAGGUUUUCUUUAUGAUGGACAAAAAAUUGCAUGGCUCUAAAGAGUCUGUGAAGCAGUUUCAACAGCAGUUAUUGGAGUUGAAAAUUCAGUCAUCCCAGCUACAGAAAACCAUUGAGGCUUUUCGACAUGAGAAUUGCAAAACAGGGAAGGCCUUGAAUUUAUCAGGAAAUGGUCAACUGACAGAUGUCAAAGCAAAAUCCAAUGAUCAGAUGGUUGAACAACGAAGAUAUAUUCUGCGAAUGCUUGAGAAAUCUCUAGCAAGGGAACUCGAGCUUGAAAGGAAGUUAGCAGAGUCAAAAAACAAUGAAGACCUAAACUUGAAACUCUGCUACACAGAACAAGUGGCAUUUUAUAUGGAAGAGGCUGCAGAAGUAGUUUGGGGAAGAUUUCUAGAGGCAGACAAUACUGCAGAGGUGUUAAUGGGGAUUUCUAAAGGUAUAAUGGGACACCUUCAAGUAACUGAGUUCAACCUCAAUGGUUAUAUACAACGAGAAAAUGAGCUGAGAUCAAAAGUUCAGAUUUUGAUAGAGCAGCUCAAGGCUAAAGAUGCUUCUUUAGAGAAGCUUGAGGCAUGUAAUGUUGAGAGUGCUAAGGAAAAGUCUGAGGUGUUGGCAUUGAGGGAAAAGGUGAAAUUGCUUGAAGAAGAACAAAAAGAUUUUGAGCUUCGGAUAAAUAAUGUGAUGGCAGAGAAUGAAGCAUGUCACGAGCACCUAAUUGAAAUGGAAAAUUUUGUUGAGUCUUUGAAAGAAAGCAUUGACAUAGCAGAAAAUCGGGCUGAGAGCGCAGAAGCGAAGGUUACACAGUUAACUGAGACCAACUUGGAACUUACUGAAGAGGUGAAUUUUCUUAAAGGGAGUGCCAGUACUGCAGAGAAAAAGGUUGGUUCACUUGAGAAGCAACUAAGGGAACUAGAUAUCCAACUACAAAAUGCAAAGGCGUCUUCUGAAGCAAGUCAAGAACAGCAGAACAUGUUAUAUACAGCUAUAUGGGAUAUGGAAAUAUUGAUUGAAGAGCUAAAAUCAAAGGUUGCAAAAGCUGAAACUAAUAAAGAAAGUGCUGCAGAGCAAUACUUUGUGCUAUCUGAAACUAACUUGGAACUUAAUAAAGAACUGGAUAUCCUUAGGUCCAGAACAGUAAGCUUGAAAACAUCUUUGGAUCAAGCUAGCAAUGCAAAAUCAUCAAGGGCAAAAGAAAUUGAUACUAAAACCAAACUUAUCAUGGAUAUGGUAAUGCAACUAGCCUCUGAAAGGGAGCGCAUCAAUAACCAGUUACAUGCUUUAAAACAGGAAAAUAAACAUUUGGUAGAAAAGUUAAACAAUACUAAAAUUGAUGCCUCUUUUGAUGCAUGCAACAAUGGACUAAAUAACAGAAAUGAAGAUCAAGCUUCCAACAAUGACUCAAGCAAUGAUAGCUGUGCUAAAUCAUCAGAUGAAGAAGGAAUAGAUCUCUUUAAUAAGACCUUUCAGGUGGAUGAAGAAGGUGCAAGCUCUGAAACUCAAGUAACAUCAUCUAUUUCAGCAGAUAAGCCUGCAAAUUGGAGAAACUUGACAUUUCUUUUAGUAGCAAUUUUUGUUCCACUGAUUUCUGUGUCAGCCUUCUGGUGGUUUGACAAACGAAACAUUUUCCUUUCCAAAAGCUUUUGAUUGCUAAGUUAUGACCUGGCAUAUAGAAAAAUUUGCUGUUUGUGCAGUGUUGCUUCCCUCAAGUCCUCUAGCUUCUUUAUUGUUAUUGUAUAUUCAUGUGAUAAUAGGUGGGUGUAAGCUAAUAUUACAAUUGAAUUGUAGGUGUUUCUAUCAUGAGUGCUUAACAGAUGUAGAGUUUGUGUUUGAUAAAGGUGCAAAUGAUGAAGAUAUAUGCUUGAGAGGUGCAAUAAUCAUGGAGAACAUACAUUGUUGAGAGGUGCAAAAAUAAUGGAAAGAGUUAAAUGGUUCAAGGGAAGUUGGAUAAGGUGUUUGGUUUUUAACAGCAUAAAACCAAGUUAUUUGACAAGAUUUUGACAUUUGCAACCUUGAUUUGAAUUUGGCUAUUGCAUGUGUAUCUGUACCCCACCCCCCAAAAAAAAAACUAAGUAACGAUGUGUUUAAUUUUUGAUAGUUUAUUUAAGCCUUGUGCACUUUUUUUAAAAUUAUAAAAUGUCGAACUAUUGAAUAGUGUAAUGCCGAAUCUUUUGAUGCA
Molecule: messenger RNA, 3173 nt
Organism: Glycine soja
Lineage: Eukaryota; Viridiplantae; Streptophyta; Magnoliopsida; Fabales; Fabaceae
Product: WPP domain-interacting tail-anchored protein 2-like
Exons: 5
Coding region: 596-2641 (681 amino acids)
Source: RefSeq, a predicted model, not a curated record